UUUCCUUCAUUCAUCACAAGUAUUAAAUCUGAUUACAUUUCAUUUGAUUAUUGUAUUAAUAUUUUUAUUCAGUUAAUUAUUCUUAAUGAUCAGUGUUAAUUAUUAGAAUAGAUAUUAUGUUAAAUUCUCCAUGUGAUGGUAAAAUAAUCUUAGAUGAAUUCAUCUCAAGUCAAAAUAUUUUCUUAAAUGAGAAAAAAGAGAAAAUCAAAUUUUUAAGUGCUUUAAAUGCUCUUGAUUUAAAUUAUUGUUCAAUUCCACUGCCACUAUCAACCCUCAGCAACAAUCAGAUACAAUUGACAAAAGGGCAGGGACACACCUUAGAAUCACAAUUAACAAAGACUUCCACAGAGCCGAUUGAAACAAAUGAAGAUGAGGAAAACUCAUCAGAUACUAAAAAACCAUUGAAGGCUCCAACACCGGAUUACGAUGAAACUUACAACUUUUUAAGUAAAUUAGGCGAACACGAUGAGCUAAGGCGAAAAUACGCUGAAGAGAGACGAAAAGAGUACAACGAAUAUCUAAAAGAGGCGAAAUUUGCUACCUCAAGGAUUAAAGCUUUAGAAAUGAAAUCGGAAGCUCUUCGAUUACAAUCACCAAUUCGUAGUUACGCUGAAUUACUGGAAGAGAAACGCGCGAGCGAAAAAGCCUAUCGACACGUUAACGAUCACCAUAUUACCGGUGAUUUACCUUCACUUGAACCCGAUUUCUAUGGUUACAAUGCUAAAUACCAUCGAGAUUCUGGUUUCGAUAUACUCAAUUGGCAAUCAAAAUAUCCUGGAUCUCAUGGUGAACAUCUCGUACCAAAGAAUCGGUUAUUUGAAAGUCAAUCAAAUCGAGUUCGGGCUUCCAAUUACAAGGAAGAAUUGAGAAAACAAAUUGAAGAAAAACAUCAUCUCGAUGAAGAGAAAAGGAGACAAGAAGAAGAGGAGGAGAGACUAAUUGAGAAACGAUUACACGAGCAACGAUUAAGGAUGUUAAAAGAGUUCGAAGAAGAGCAAAAUCGCCAACGGAUUAAAGCGGAUUCACUUGCAAAGAAACAAGAGAUAAUCAAAGAGAUGAUCAAAGAUUCGGAGAGUAAAAGUAAACGAGAAGGAACCAAAGAUCAUAAUGAAACAAUUAACUUGACCAAAGAUCAAGACUCUACCAAUAUACUCACCACAACACCUACUUCAAUGCUCAAUCGACUUGCUCGAAGUCCAAGUUAUCUUCAUAUUCGUCGGCCAAAAUCACCUCGUAAAUCUCGUGCAUCAUUGGAAUCACGAUUUGGAGAGAUCGCAAGUAAUUCGACACCAAAGAAAACGGCAUCUAGUCCUUUAUCACUUCGAUCGAAAAGAUUUGUUCCAAGUCCAAUUCGAAAUGAAAUGAAUUCUCAUAACGGUGAUCAUUUCAGUCCACAACAAUAUUCUGAACCUGCCAAAUAUAAACCACCUGAUGAAAGUGAAAUCAAUAAAUCAACACCAAUCAAUAAGAAUCAAAGUUCAACUCAAAGUGUUAAUUCUGGUGAUCGAGUUCUAACUCGAUUAUCUGAAGUUCGUCAAAAAAUGCAACAAGAUCAUGAACGAAUGCUACAACAAUUAAAAGAGAAAAUAUAAUUCCCAAUGAUAAUUAUUCUAAUUCUAAGAAUUGCUCAGAUUUCAAAGUUCCAAUUUUUUGUUAAUUGAUUUAAUUUUCCAUCUUUAAAAUAAUUUUUCUUUCCACUAAUUCAUAAGAAAUUUGUGUUGAAUAAAUAUUUAAAUUACUAACUGA
Molecule: messenger RNA, 1746 nt
Organism: Panonychus citri (citrus red mite)
Lineage: Eukaryota; Metazoa; Arthropoda; Arachnida; Trombidiformes; Tetranychidae
Product: trichohyalin-like
Source: RefSeq, a predicted model, not a curated record